Messenger RNA from Cladocopium goreaui, 338 nucleotides. Lineage: Eukaryota; Dinophyceae; Suessiales; Symbiodiniaceae. The record is from the annotation of a GenBank genome assembly.
GAGCAUUGAUACCUUCGACCCUCAGAAAACUGCGUGCCGCCAUUGCCAUCCUGCGACUCCUACCCGCUGAUGCCCACGCGCGCGAGCAUGGAAGCUGGUGCCAGCAAGGAAGCAAUGUGCAUUGCAUGCAAGAACGACGGCCAACAAAACCGAAGCGGCGAUGCUCCGCGACAGAGAAGCUGGACGAUCAGCCAAAGCCUGUCGGCACCGGCGGAAGCGGAGCUCUUGCGCAUCACCUCCCCAAGCAACACGGGAGCGUGAAGCCGUCCAGCAGCUGCUUCGGGAGGGCAUGCACAAGGGAUGGAGUCAUGUACUAUCCCAAGAACGAAGCAACGUAG